Messenger RNA from Carica papaya (papaya), 2580 nucleotides. The record is from RefSeq and is a predicted model, not a curated record. Lineage: Eukaryota; Viridiplantae; Streptophyta; Magnoliopsida; Brassicales; Caricaceae.
AUGGACGAAGAGGAGGUAAAGGCGGUCCAGGUGGUGGAUAUGGCAGCUAUAAUCACAACAAAGAUAUUGGGAACAAUGGUGCAUGAAACAAGGUCUCAUGCUCAUGCAUCUGGUGAUGAGGAGAAAGCUGGCGUGACAAGAAAGCACAAGGCAGACACCAGAGGACAUGAGGCAGAGCAAUCGCCGAAGAAGACGAAGCCGGAACAACGCGAGAAAAGCCACGCAGAUAGCAAGUUUGCAAAUGCAGAGUUUAGUGAAUUCGGUAAAGCUAUAAAAGAUCACUUAUCUGUACAGCAAAUGAAAGAAAUUCUUGAAGCCAAUGCUCAAGAAACUCCUGCUUCUGCUGAUGAGGUUGUUGAGAGAUGCCAAGACUUGCUGUUGUACGGACCCUUGGAUAAUUGUCCAGUUUGCAACCACAAUUUGCAUUUUGAUGGGAACCGCUUUUUCUGCAAAGGAGCAUAUAGUGAAUGGUCUACUUGCACUUUCAGCACAAAAGAUCCUCCAAGAAAACAAGAACCAACCAAGCUACCACCUUCUGUUCUUGACUCACCUGUUUCAGAUAUGAUAAAGAAGUACGGGGACCCAAGUCGGCGACCUAAGAAAGAAGUAGGUUCUCCAGAUAAACCUUUCACAGGGAUGAUGAUUUCGCUCAUGGGUCGUCUUACUCGGACACAUCAAUAUUGGAGAUCCAAGAUUGAAAGACAUGGAGGGAAGGUUGCUAACUCCAUUCUUGGAGCUACAUGCUUGGUUGCAUCAGCUAUGGAGAGAGAGCGCGGUGGCUCUUCAAAAUUAAUAGAAGCAAUGGAAAGAGGCAUACCUGUUGUGUCUGAGGCUUGGUUGGCUGAUAGCAUUGACAAACAUGAAGCACAACCUAUGGAUGCUUAUGAUAUUGUAUCUGAUCUCACAGUCUAUGGAAAAGAAGCCCCACCGGAUACAGAAGAGAUCAUAGAGGAGGCAAUUAUGCUCUUUUUCAUCAUACUCAAGCUGUAUGGUAAGAGAGGAGUCCAUAAAGAUUCUAGACUUCAGGAACGAGGUGGAAAGAUAUUCGAAAAAGAUGGAAUUCUGUACAAUUGUGCCUUUACACUUUGUGAUCUUGGACAAGGACUCAAGGACUAUUGCAUUUCGCAACUCAUCUCAGUACCAGAGAGUAACUUGCAUCUGUAUUACAAGAAAGGGAGGAUAGGGGAUGAUGAAAAUACCGAAGAGAGGGUGGAAGAAUGGGAAAAUGAGGAAAAUGCCAUUAAGGAGUUUGUGAGAAUUUUUGAGGAAACGACUGGGAAUGAGAAUGAGUUUGAGCCAUGGGAAAGGGAGAAGAAAAUUCAAAAGAUACCUUUGAAAUUUUUUCCAGUAGAUAUGGAUGAUGGAGUUGAAGUUAGACAAGGAGGCCUUGCUCUUAGGCAACUCUCGAUUGCGGUUACUCACUGCAAACUUGAACCACGUGUGGCAAGGUUUAUGCAACUCUUGUGCAGUAAAGAUAUCUACGAAUCAGCUCUGCUGGAGAUGGCAUUAGACUCUCCUGAUAUACCAAUAGGAAUGGUUACCAGUCUCCAUCUAAAGAGAUGUGAGGAUGUCCUCCUCGAGUUCAUAGAAAAAAUGAAAUCGAUGAAAGAGACAGGGUUAAAGGCUGAAGCUAUUUGGUCAGAUUUUAGCCAAAGAUGGUUCACACUUAUGUACUCUAGCAGACCAUUCAUCUUCAGAGACUAUCAAGAACUUGCUGAUCACGCUGCAGCUGUGUUUGAAGCUGUUCGAGAUGUAACUGUGGCGUCACACCUGAUAGGGGACAUGAGCGGUGCUACCCUGGACGAUCCACUGUCUGAUCGAUACAAGAAGCUUGGAUGUUCAGUUUCUCCAUUGGAAGAAGACACAGAUGACUACAAAAUGAUUGUCAAUUACUUGCAGAAAACAUAUGAACCUGUUAAACUUGCAGACAUUGAGUACGAUGUGUUGGUCGAUAACAUUUUUUCGGUUGAAUCAAAUGCCAGUCCUUCACUGGAUGAGAUGAAGAAAUUGCCAAACAAAGUUCUGUUAUGGUGUGGUACUCGGAGCUCGAACCUCUUAAGGCACCUUCAUAAGGGAUUCUUACCCGCAGUCUGCUCCCUUCCGGUUCCUGGCUAUAUGUUUGGAAAGGCAAUUAUAUGCUCGGAUGCUGCUGCAGAGGCUGCUAGAUAUGGCUUUACCGCGGUAGAUAGGGUAGAUGGAUUCCUGGUCUUGGCUGUGGUUUCUCUUGGUGAUCAAGUCACCGAGUUUAAUAGUCCACCCAAGGAUACAAAAUCACUUGAGGAGAAGAAGCUUGGUGUGAAGGGAUUGGGAAGGAAAAAAACGGAUGAAUCGGAACAUUGUGCAUGGAAAGACGACAUCAAGGUUCCGUGUGGCCGAUUGAUUCCCUCCGACCACAAAAACAGUCCUCUCGAGUACAAUGAGUAUGCCGUUUAUGAUCCGAAGCAGGUGAGCAUAAGGUUUUUGGUUGGAGUGAGAUUUGAAGAAAAGGAAGGGAGAAUGGGAGAAGCUAAAUGAAAUGUUUGGUGGAGGAGUAGUGAGUGUAAUGCAUUGCCUUCACAGUUGGUGGCAAUUUGAUGAAUG